Ornithorhynchus anatinus (platypus) is the source of this 1743-nucleotide messenger RNA. RefSeq names its product zinc finger DHHC-type palmitoyltransferase 12 (gene ZDHHC12). The transcript has 5 exons. Gene Ontology annotation, cellular component: endoplasmic reticulum; Golgi apparatus. Lineage: Eukaryota; Metazoa; Chordata; Mammalia; Monotremata; Ornithorhynchidae. The record is from RefSeq and is a predicted model, not a curated record. Gene Ontology annotation, molecular function: protein-cysteine S-palmitoyltransferase activity. Bases 183 to 986 code for a protein of 267 amino acids. Gene Ontology annotation, biological process: protein targeting to membrane; peptidyl-L-cysteine S-palmitoylation.
GCGGGCCGCGGCCCCUCCCCCCGUCCCCCUCUCCGGCCAAUCACCAUCCAGCGUGCCCGCCCCCCCGCCUCCCUCUGGACCAAUCGGCGUGCGGCGCGGCUCCCCCCCGCUGCCCCCGCCCCCCGGCGGUUAGGCCGCUUCCGGUGUGCGGGGGCCUGAGGCGAUGCGGGGGUCGUGAGGCGAUGGGGGCGCGCGCGGGGCGGUGGUCGGGGCUGCUGGUGCGGGGCGGCCACACCGUGCUCAGCUGGGGGCUGACGCUCCUCCUCUUCCUGCACCGCACCGAGCUGCGGCAGCAGGAAGCUCACGGCGAGCUGUUGCAGCCCCUUCUCUUUGUGCUGCUGGUCCUGUGCUCCGUCCUGCUCUACUUUGCCGUCUCCCUCAUGGACCCCGGCUACGUGGGCCCCGAACCCGCACCUCACGCCCAGGCGAGCACCAGUGAGGAGCUGAAGGCUAUGGUCCCCCAGAAGCCUCCAACCAUCCACCUUCGCCGCUGUGGCUACUGUCUGCUAAAGCCCCUGAGGGCCCGUCACUGCCGUUCCUGUAAGCGCUGCGUCCGCCGCUACGACCACCACUGCCCGUGGAUCGAGAACUGCGUGGGCGAGCGCAACCACCCCCUCUUCGUCGCUUACCUCGCGCUGCAGCUGGUGGUCCUGGUUUGGGCCCUGCGCUUGGCGUGGUCCGGGAUCAGCUUUGAGCAGCCCUGGGGCGCCUGGCUGCGGCACACCGGACUCCUGUUUGCCGCCUUCCUGCUGCUGGCCGUCUUCUCGGCCGUGGUGGCCCUGCUCCUGGCCUCCCAUCUCUACCUGGUGUCCUGCGACACGACCACCUGGGAAUUCAUGUCCCCCCAUCGCAUCUCCUACCUCCGCCGCCGCAGCAGCAGCCCCUUCGAUCGGGGCCUGCUCCGAAACCUAGGGCGCUUCUUCUGCGGCUGCGAGGCCGUGGCCUGGGAGAUGCUGUACACCCCGGAGGACGGCGAGCCCGUCUAGAUGCCGCAUCCUGGGGCCAAAGGGGGAAGCACCGAGUGAGGGGGGACGGCCCCGGGGCCCGAGUGACUCCUCGGUGCCGGCUCACGCCUGAGGCUUGUGGCCUCCUCCAUCCCUCCCUCCUGGGGCCGCACCAGCGGCCACAAGCGACCCCCCAGCUCCUCACGGAGGAGGAUCAGGACCUGUCUGUGCCUCGGCACCUGGUUUCUCAGCCACCCGGGGCUGGUUUCGGAGGCCCCCAAAAUCACCAGGCCUACAGCGGGAGGACCAGCAGACACAAAACACACCCACACGCACGCGUGCACGUUCUCCCGCCCGGAGUCGACCGGGGAGUCAGAUUGGCUCGGGGGCUGGGGCCUGGAGUCCCGCUCCCUCAGUCUUUGACUCCUCGCCGGUGCAGCCAGCACAGACACGAGAAGGACGAGCAGAACACGGAGAUUCAAGCUGGGCCCAGCGGAGGUUGGCGGGGGGCCUAGGGCUCUGGCCCCACUUAGCCAGCCAUGUCCCUGGCCUGCUGCUGACCACACAAGCCGUCACCCCCAGACAGAAAAGACCUGCAGGGAAAUGGAGCCAACCAGCCCUGCCCCUGAUCUUGAUGUCACUGCCCACCCCGGACACUCAACUCGGUGCAAGUUUACGUAUUUAAUAGUCCGAAAAGCAGGUGGAUCGUUAAAAACCCCCUACAACAAGUGUCCGGUCGUGAUCCUGGCACCACUUGCAGCCGUAAAUACGCAAUAAAGCCUGGGUGUGGGCAACCCCA